Molecule: messenger RNA, 600 nt
Organism: Acanthosepion pharaonis
Lineage: Eukaryota; Metazoa; Mollusca; Cephalopoda; Sepiida; Sepiidae
Source: the annotation of a GenBank genome assembly
AUGUACUCUUUGUUAAGGAUGUACCCUUUCUCUCUGACAUCUGGCACCUCUCUUUCUCUCUCACAUCAUCCAACCUCUCUUUCCUUUCACCUUUCUUUCUCUCUUUUUUCCUCCUCUCUUUUCUUCCACCCUCUAUCUUUUCUCCUAUCCUGUUUUACUUUCUUCACAUUCUUUCUCUGUCUCCCUCACUCAUUUGCUCACCUUUCCUUUUUUCCUUUCUCUCUCCCUCACUUGUUUAUUCUCCCUUCCUUUUUCCUCUCUCUCUCACUUCUUUCACUUUCUCUCUUUAUUGAUUCCUCCUACCACCCUCUCUCUUUCACUCACCUUUUUCCACCCUCUUUCACUUCUUCCACCUCUCUCUGCACAUUUCUUCUUGUACUGUUUUUACUUUUCUUUUUUCUUUCCCUCUCUCUUCUUUCAUCAUCUCCCUCCUCCUUUCUUCAAUCUUUUCUCUUACUCUCUCUCUCUUCUUUCAACUUCUCUCACAUAUCUUUUACCUUUUCUUCCUCUCUCUUCUUUCAACCUCUCUCUCCUAUCUUCUUUGAUGCUCUCCUUCCCUCUCUCUCCCUCUUAUUCCCCACUCCCUCUCUAUACCUUUAA